AUGGAUUUAGGAUUAGAUUCAUUAUUAGAAGAAGAAAUUCGACGUCAAACAGGAUCUAUCGAAAAGAUAGAGAGUGCUAAUAACACAGUAAAUAAAAAUGAAAACCAAAAUAAUACUGAUAAACUAGAUAAUAAAGUUAGUGGUGAAACCAAUCAUAUUGAAAGGGAAGAGCCCAUCAAUGAAAAAGAUUAUACAUGGAUUGAAGACAUUAUAGAUAAAGAAAAUAAGGAAUAUAAUGAUUUAACUAUUGAUAUAAAAGAUAUUACUGGUCAGAAUAUUCAUGAGAAUAUACUUCCUAUGAAAUGUAAUCUAUAUAUUCAUAACAUAUUACGACAAUGGGAGAGAGAAAUCAAGAGUCAAGAAGUACAUACUGAUGAUAAUACUAGUAGUGGUAGUAUCGAUAGAACAACACAAGAGAGAAAUGAACUAUUUUAUGAUACAAAGAUGAGUUUGUUUCCUCUCCUUGUUCAAUUGAGAAAAAACAGUUUACCUAAAAACCAAUUAAUUUCUGUAUCCACUAUUUUGUUUCAUCUACAACGUCACGAGUGGGAUUUAUCAUUACAAUCAUACAUGCAGUUAUCAAUUGGGAAUGUUGCAUGGCCUAUUGGUGUGACUUCUGUAGGUAUUCAUGCAAGAAGUGCCCAUUCCAAGAUUACUGGUGAUAGAAAGCAUAGUUAUAACAUAGGGAAACAAAUUAAUAUGGCUAAUAUUAUGAUAGAUGAUUCCACUAGGAAGUGGACAACAGCAUUAAAACGGUUAAUAACAAUAAGUAAGAACAUAGCUGUUACAAACACACAAGAACCUAAACAUAAAUAA
Molecule: messenger RNA, 816 nt
Organism: Arxiozyma heterogenica
Lineage: Eukaryota; Fungi; Ascomycota; Saccharomycetes; Saccharomycetales; Saccharomycetaceae
Gene: PRP18
Product: mRNA splicing protein PRP18
Exons: 1
Coding region: 1-816 (271 amino acids)
Biological process (GO): generation of catalytic spliceosome for second transesterification step; RNA splicing
Cellular component (GO): U4/U6 x U5 tri-snRNP complex; U2-type post-spliceosomal complex; U5 snRNP
Source: RefSeq, a predicted model, not a curated record